GAGGGGGGGUGUGACAGGAUUCCCAUCUGUAGUGGCCUGUGUCUUUCUGUGGCUUGCACCAUUGUUAUGUGAUGGUCCCUUCCCUGCUGAGUAUCUGUUUUUUCUCUUCUAGAGAGGCUGACUCAGACUGGAGUCUCUCACAAUGGAACCCCCAGACAAGGGGAAGAACGACGAGAGCUUGUCCAAGAAGAACAGAGACUUGCUUCGUCUGGAGGCACAAGAGAAGAGGAGACGGGAGGCUCCAGGGGAGAAAGACCAGUUCCCUGGGAAGACUCCCAUCUUUGCAAAACCCUACAAGACUGAUCACAAAGAUGCGCUGUCAAGGCGCAUUAGGAACAUCCUCGGCGAUUACAAUGAUUUCAAGGAGUACAUGAGGAAGAAUUUGCGGAAGGUCAUAUGGUCUCCAAAGAAAUUCAAAUCCAGGUCACAGACCAGGACCAACUGUCGUGAACCGAGCUCCAGACAAACCAAGACAUUUCAGAGCUCAGUGACGGAACAACCACUUAAAAAUUCGAAGACAUCACAAUCAUCUGAGCGCGAAUCUUCCUUGGAGAAAACCAGCUCUACCAAUGUGCCAUCCAUUGAGGACAUAUUGAGGGAAAUGACCUUCACAUUUUCACGUCCCGUGUCACCUCUGCAUUCGCCUCCAAAAGCAAAGCCUGCCAAAUUGCCUUGCUCAACAAAGCAAACCAACUCCACAGAUGUGCCGUCCAUUGAGGACAUUUUGAGGGAAAUGACCUUCACAAUUUCACGUCCAGUGUCACCUCUGCAUUCGCCUCCAAAAGCAGAGCCAAGCUCAACAAAGCAAACCAACUCCACGGAUGUGCCAUCCAUUGAGGACAUUUUGAGGGAAAUGACCUUUCCAUUUUCACGUCCCGUGUCACCUCUGCAGUCGCCUCCAAAAGCAGAGCCUGCCAAAUUGCCGUGCUCAACAAAGCAAACCAACUCCACGGAUGUGCCAUCCAUUGAGGACAUUUUGAGGGAAAUGACCUUCACAAUUUCACGUCCUGUGUCACCUCUGCAUUCGCCUCCAAAAGCAGAGCCAAGCUCAACAAAGCAAACCAACUCCACGGAUGUGCCAUCCAUUGAGGACAUAUUGAGGGAAAUGACCUUUCCAUUUUCACGUCCCGUGUCACCUCUGCAGUCGCCUCCAAAAGCAGAGCCUGCCAAAUUGCCGUACUCAACAAAGCAAACCAACUCUACGGAUGUGCCAUCCAUUGAGGACAUUUUGAGGGAAAUGACCUUUCCAUUUUCACGUCCCGUGUCACCUCUGCAGUCGCCUCCAAAAGCAGAGCCUGCCAGAUUGCCGUGCUCAACAAAGGACACAGAUGGCUCUGCAGCUCAGAAUCAGGAGCAGUCUGGCACAGCUUCAGGAACAUUGCCGAGCUCUCAGCCAAGAACAUCCGUGCUCGUAGACGACCUGCAGCUCAGUGACAGUGAGGAGAGUGAUGACAACCAGAUUGUUGAAAGGCCACCUUCUCCACUUGCUCCUCCAAGAUACAGUUUCAGUUGGCUCCAAAAUGUCCCACAGCUCAGUGACAGUGAGGAGAGUGAUGACAACCAGGUUGUUGAAAGGCCACCUUCUCCACUUGCUCCUCCAAGAUACAGUUUCAGUUGGCUCCCGAAAUUCCCGCAGCUCAGUGACAGUGAGGAGAGUGAUGACAACCAGGUUGUUGAAAGGCCACCUUCUCCACUUGCUCCUCCAAGAUACAGCGUGCUCCUGGAUGACCUGCAGCUCAGUGACAGUGAGGAGAGCGAUGACAACCAAGUUGUUGAAAAGGCUCCUUCUGCACUUGUUUCUCCAAGAGACAGUGCCCUACAGUCCCAGCCCAGGAGUGUGGCAUCAUCUCCAUCCAGCAGCUCGGAGACCAGUGACUCAGAGAGCUCCGUAGACUGGGAGACCGUUUACUCAGAGAGCUCCUCCGGCCGGGAGAUGGAGACCACCUCGAGAGAUGGUGACGUGAGCGACCCUCCAAGUGCACCAGCACCUGAGGGCACAGAUGGCUCUGCAGCUCAGAAUCAGGAGCAGUCUGGCACAGCUUCAGGAACAUUGCCGAGCUCUCAGCCAAGAACAUCCAUGCUCAUAGACGACCUGCAGCUCAGUGACAGUGAGGAGAGCGAUAACAACCAAGUUGUUGAAAAGCCUCCUUCUCCACUUGGUGGUCCAAGGUCUUUGCAAUCCAGCAGCUCAGAGUCAGGGAGCACCAGUGACUCUGAGAGCUCCUCAGACUCUGAGACCAGUGACUCUGAGAGCUCCUCAUCCCCGGAGACAAGCGACUCAGAGAGCUCCUCGGGCUCAGAGACCCACCACACUGGGGGUGUCAAAAGGCCUGGAAAGUCCCUGGUGGACAACAGGGCCAAGAGAUGCCGGAAGGAGGACAGCAACCCUGAUCCAUUGGAGAUCAGAGCCCAGUCUUCCAGGGACAAACAGAGGGUCAAAAAAAGAGCAAAGCCGGAAUCUACUUACAGAAAAGACCUGAAGCCGACCCUCCAAGAGCCCCUUGAGAACAGAAAGGGCUCCCAGCAGGCCGAAGUGAAACAGCCCUUUGCUCUCGGGGUGAAGAAGUUGCUCUCGCCAGUGAGAGACCCCGUAGCUCCUGAGCCUGUCCGGGUGAAAGAAGAGCACCAGAGAAGAGCAGAGACCAAGGACCUCCCUUGUGCAAGGAAGCGGGACUUGAAGAGGAGAGCCAUGGACAGUCCUGAUGAGCCCAGUGGGAAGAAAAAGAGGGGAGAGAUAUGAAGAUUAAAGGUAGUCUUCAGUAAGCAAAGACUGCAAUAAAGUGAAAGAUCUUUACCAAAGUCAUCAGAGAGACCCGUGCUCUGGUAUUGACCAGGAGCCUGACAGACCUGUCACACUCCACCAGGCAGGGAUUAGUGACUGAGACUGGAAGAAAACAUGCCGGAAUUGUUUCUCCAGGAUGUCAAAUACCUUCCAGUUUUCUGUCAUUUUGAAGCCUUAGGAACUUAGGAGCUUAGUUUAGUUGUUUUUUUGAAUUGUUCAAUAAAACACCUGCAAGGAAAAAUAGAAAGAGCUUAGUUAUUUUUUUUGAAUUUUUGAAAAAAGCACCUGCAAACAAAAAUGUUUCAAAUAAAGCUGAAGUUUUCUGGUUCCCUUACGAAA
This is a messenger RNA of Pseudopipra pipra, 3121 nucleotides long. Its product is annotated as AF4/FMR2 family member 1-like. The transcript has 31 exons. Bases 143 to 2740 code for a protein of 865 amino acids. The record is from RefSeq and is a predicted model, not a curated record. Gene Ontology annotation, cellular component: super elongation complex. Gene Ontology annotation, biological process: regulation of gene expression. Lineage: Eukaryota; Metazoa; Chordata; Aves; Passeriformes; Pipridae.